Rosa chinensis is the source of this 4474-nucleotide messenger RNA. RefSeq names its product probable leucine-rich repeat receptor-like protein kinase At1g35710. Gene Ontology annotation, molecular function: protein binding; ATP binding; protein kinase activity. NCBI's taxonomy places the organism in Eukaryota, Viridiplantae, Streptophyta, Magnoliopsida, Rosales, Rosaceae. Gene Ontology annotation, biological process: protein phosphorylation. The transcript is spliced from 2 exons. The record is from RefSeq and is a predicted model, not a curated record. Bases 44 to 4270 code for a protein of 1408 amino acids.
CAACAGCAAUAACAUACGUUGUAUCCCCAAACAAAUUAGACAGAUGAGAUCCUCAACUAUUGAAAGAGUAUGCCCUCUAGUUUAUUGCCUUUUCUUGUAUGUUCACCUACUUUCAUCACAAAACUACUUUCCACAUUUUGCUUCCGCUAGUUCAACUACCGAAGCAAACGCUCUUCUCGAAUGGAAAGCCAGCUUUCUAAAUCAAACCUCCCACAAUAACCAGCUCAAGGAUUGGAUUUACCUUCCCAAGACUAAUACCAAUGACACCAAUUCUUCCAGAAACCCCAAAGCAAAGGAGGCAAGCCCAUGUAUUUGGGCUGGUAUUUCAUGCAAUGCUGCUGGGAGUGUCACCAACAUAACCAUUGCCAGUUUUGGUAUACAAGGUACGCUACAUGAAUUCUCAUUCUUGUCCUUCCCCAAUCUCGAAUAUCUUGAUAUCAGCGUCAAUAAUCUCUUUGAUGUCAUCCCACCUCAAAUCAGUUCGCUCUCAAAACUCCUUCAUCUUGACCUCUCUAAUAACCAGUUCUCCGGGAGAAUUCCAUCAGAAAUUGGUCUUCAGAGAAAUCUUACAAUUCUCUAUCUCCACAAGAAUAAUCUUUCUGAUGUUAUUCCUCCUUCGUUAGGGAACCUGAAAUCGCUUGUGAAUCUAUCAUUGAGUUAUAAUCUACUCAAUGGUUCAAUUCCAGCAUCACUUGGUGAUCUCAUAAACAUUAAAAGCCUCCACCUCAGCCAAAAUAACCUCCAUGGCAACAUUCCAAAAGAAUUAGGGAACCUGAAAUCUUUGGUGGAUCUAAGGUUGGCCAUCAAUCAACUCAAUGGUUCAAUUCCGACAACAUUGGGUGAUCUAACCAACCUUACCACUCUCUAUCUCUAUUCAAAUAAUCUCUCAGGCACCAUUCCAAAAGAGUUAGGGAAUCUGAAAUAUUUGGUGAAUCUAGAUUUGAGCACCAAUCAACUCAGUGGUUCAAUUCCCAAGACAUUGGGUAAUCUGACCAACCUUACUAGUCUUAAUCUCUAUUUUAAUAAUCUUUCUAGCACCAUUCCAAAAGAGUUAGGGAACUUGAAAUCUUUGGUGUAUCUAGCAUUAGACUACAAUCAACUCAGUGGUUCAAUUCCGACAACAUUGGGUGAUCUGACCAACCUUACCAAUCUUUAUCUAGAUUCAAAUAAUCUCUCUGGCACCAUUCCAAAUGAGUUGGGGAACUUGAAAUCUUUGGUGAUUCUAUGGUUGAGCAUCAAUCAACUCAGUGGUUCAAUUCCGACAAUAUUGGGUGAUCUGACCAACCUUACCACUCUUUAUCUCCAUUCAAAUAACCUCUCUAGCACCAUUCCAAAAGAGUUAGGGAACUUGAAAUCUUUGGUGGAUCUAGAAUUGAGCAACAAUCAUCUCAGUGGUUCAAUUCCGACAACAUUGGGUGAUCUGACCGACCUUACCACUCUUUAUCUAGAUUCAAAUAAUCUCUCUGACACCAUUCCAAAAGAGUUAGGGAACCUGAAAUCUUUGGUGGAUCUAGAAUUGAGCAACAAUCAUCUCAGUGGUUCAAUUCCGACAACAUUGGGUGAUCUGACCGACCUUACCACUCUUUAUCUAGAUUCAAAUAAUCUCUCUGGCACCAUUCCGAAAGAGUUAGGGAACCUGAAAUCUUUGGUGGAUUUAGAAUUGAGCAACAAUCAUCUCAGUGGUUCAAUUCCGACAACAUUGGGUGAUCUGACCGACCUUACCACUCUUUAUCUCUAUUCAAAUAACCUCUCUGGCACCAUUCCAAAAGAGUUAGGGAACCUGAAAUCUUUGGUGGAUCUAGAAUUGAGCAACAAUCAUCUCAGUGGUUCAAUUCCGACAACAUUGGGUGAUCUGACCGACCUUACCACUCUUUAUCUAGAUUCAAAUAAUCUCUCUGGCACCAUUCCAAAAGAGUUAGGGAUUCUGAAAUCUUUGGUGGAUCUAGAAUUGAGCAACAAUCAUCUCAGUGGUUCAAUUCCGACAACAUUGGGUGAUCUGACCGACCUUACCACUCUUUAUCUCCAUUCAAAUAACCUCUCUGGCACCAUUCCAAAAGAGUUAGGGAACCUGAAAUCUUUGGUGGGUCUAGAAUUGAGCUUCAAUCAUCUUAGUGGUUCAAUUCCGAGAACAUUGGGUGAUCUGACCAACCUUACUGCUCUCCAUCUCGGUUCAAAUAAUCUCUCUGGCACCAUUCCAAAAGAGUUAGGGAACCUGAAAUCUUUGGUGGAUCUCGAAUUGAGCAUCAAUCAUCUCAGUGGUUCAAUUCCGACAACAUUGGGUGAUCUGACCAACCUUACUGCUCUCUAUCUCGGUUCAAAUAAUCUCUCUGGCACCAUUCCAACAGAGUUAGGGAAUCUGAAAUAUUUGGUGGGUCUAGAUUUGUGCUACAAUCAACUCAAUGGUUCAAUUCUGUCAACAUUGGGUGAUCUGACCCACCUUACCACUCUUUAUCUUUAUUCAAAUAAACUCUCUGGCACCAUUCCAAAAGAGUUAGGGAACUUGAAAUCUUUGGCAGAUCUACAAUUGAGCAUCAAUCAACUUACUGGUUCUAUACCAGCCGAGAUUGGAAACGCAACCCAAAUUAAUGUGCUGGAUCUUUCAUCAAAUGGUUUAGUCGGCACAAUUCCAAAGGAGAUUGGGGGAUUAACUUCAAUGGUGAAACUGAUGUUGGAUGGCAAUCAACUUUCAGGUCGUGUCCCUUUAGAGUUGAAAUCAUUAAUUGAUCUAGAAUAUCUUGAUGUAUCAGCAAAUAAAUUGAACGAUUCAAUUCCAAGCUUUGUAGGUGACUUUCAUAAGUUAUAUUACUUGAAUUUGAGCAACAACAAGUUCAGUCAAGCAAUUCCAUUUCAGUUGGGGAAGUUAUUUCAACUAUCCCAACUAGAUUUGAGUUUUAACGCACUUGAAGGUCAUAUAGCAUCAGAUGUAAGCAAAAUGCAGAGUCUAGAGAUACUUAAUAUAUCCCACAACAAUCUUUUUGGUUUCAUUCCAACAAGUAUGGAAGACAUGCAUGGGCUAACGUAUGUUGACAUAUCCUACAAUCACUUGGAAGGUCCACUUCCCAACAUCAAAGCAUUUCUAGCUGCUCCUCCAGAAGCAUUGCAAGGCAACAAGGGCUUGUGUGGCAACUCAAGUUUUUUGCAACUUUGCAAUAAUGAAAGCCCAAAAAAAGACCAUAAACUCAUACUUCUGAUGAUCUUCCUUGUUCUUGGAGCAAUUGCACUUCUAGCCUUUAUAUUUGCUUUUGUAGCAAAAAGGAAAAAGAAGCAUAAGCAUCUAGAAGAAAAAAAUAGGGAUGACGAAAUUUCUUUUUCGAUAUUGAAGUUUGAUGGGAAGACGAUGUAUGAGGAAAUCAUAAGGGCAACAAAAGAUUUUGAUUCUAUGUAUUGCAUAGGGAAGGGAGAACAUGGAACUGUCUACAAAGCAACUUUGUCAAAUGCUAACACAGUAGCUGUGAAGAAACUCCAUUUGUUAUGCGCUGAUGGCGAGAAUCUUCAAAAAGAAUUCUUGAAUGAAAUCAGGGCACUAACUGAGAUGCGACACCGAAAUAUUGUGAAGCUUUAUGGUUUUUGUUCACAUAGGUGUCACUCAUUUUUGGUGUAUGAGUAUCUUGAGAAGGGUAGUUUGGCCAGAGUGUUGAGCAAGGUUCAGGAAGCUAAAGAACUAGGGUGGAGUGAAAGGGUGAAUAUCGUGAAAGGUGUAGUUCUUGCCUUGUGUUACAUGCAUCAUGAUUGCAUGCCACCAAUUGUACAUCGGGAUAUAUCGAGCAAGAACAUUUUACUGGAUGCAGAGUAUGAGGCUUGCGUUUCAGACUUUGGCACUGCUAAGUUCUUAAACCCAAACUCAGCUAAUUGGACUGCCCUUGUAGGCACAUAUGGAUAUGUUGCACCAGAGCUUGCUUAUACAAUGGAAGUGAAUGAGAAGUGUGACGUUUAUAGCUUUGGAGUGUUGACAUUGGAAAUAAUUAUGGGAAGACAUCCUGGAGAUCUUCUGUCAUCUUUAUCAUCGUCCUCAUCAACUGCAUUACCUGCCAUUGAAAUGCCAAUUGUGGAUGUUUUAGACCAACGCAUAUCACCUCCCACUCGUCAAGUUACAGGGGAAGUGCUCUCUAUUGUGAAGAUAGCAUUUUCAUGCAUGAAUUCCAGUCCUCAAUUUCGUCCAACAAUGAAACAAGUUUAUCAACAAUUGGAAACUCAAAGGCUACAUUUGUCAAGGCCACUACAUAUGAUAACAUGUGGUGAAUUGCUUGCUCUCAAGGGUUUGACUAUUUGAGAAACUGAAAGUCAGAGAGUAUGCUUCUUCCUAUGUAUAUAUUUUAGUCUCUGCCAUCUUAUUUCCAGAAUAAAGAUUUUCUUAGAUGUUUCAUUUUUGUAAUUUAUUACAAAUAGGGAAUUGAAGCUUCCAGGAUCGACGAUUCUCGAGCCAAUCAUGUUGGAUAACAGCGGAAGCGUAAAUAUUGAAAACUAAUUUUGGAUA